Molecule: messenger RNA, 821 nt
Organism: Rubroshorea leprosula
Lineage: Eukaryota; Viridiplantae; Streptophyta; Magnoliopsida; Malvales; Dipterocarpaceae
Source: the annotation of a GenBank genome assembly
UAAUAUUUAUGUGUGGCUCCAAAAUUGAAUUAGUAAUUGUAUGUAUUGUAGGUUUUGAGAGACUUUCUAAGCUAAGAAAUUUGGAAAUCCUCGAUCUAAGUUACAAUAUGUUGAACAAUAGUAUCUUAUCAUAUUUGAGUGAGCUUCCAUCUCUCAAGUCUCUAUAUCUAGUCUACAACAAAUUCCAAGCAUCUAACGAUGCUAAUGGUUUUGAGAGACUUUCUAAGUUGAAACAUUUGGAAAUCCUUGAUCUAAGUUGCAAUAUGUUGAAUAAUAGUAACUUAACAUUUUUGAGUGAGCUUUCAUCUCUCAAGUUUCUACAUCUAGCCAGGAGCAACUUAUUAGCAUCAAACUAUGGGCCGUGGUGCCAAUGGUGUUGGGACCAAGAGAGAACUGCUCUCCUCCAACUUGAUCAAACCUUUCUUCAAUUUUACAUUUUCUCUAAGAAACUAGGUGAGAGGAGAGGAAAAAUUCAGAUUGUUGUCAAUGGAAGAAGGUUGAGUGCAACUUUCACCACUAGACGAAUCGUCUCACUUGUCCUUACUUUCACACAAGUUGAAGCAUAUAGUAGCAAUUUCACUAACACGUAUCUGAAUGCCUUUUUGUUUCUUCCAUUUGAGGAAUUGAAAUCUCACUUUGAAUUUUAAUUGAAUAGCUAGUUGCAUAUUGAAAAUGAAGGUUUUUAUCUACCUUUCAACUUAGUUAAUAUUAUGAUUAUCAACAAUCGAGCAUUUCAAUAUGUAUAUGAUUAGCUUUUUCAUCUCAUUCUUGUUGUCCUAUCCUACAUUUUAUUUAUGUGUUAUUUUUUUAAUUGAACCAAA